This is a messenger RNA of Magnolia sinica, 2006 nucleotides long. Its product is annotated as alanine aminotransferase 2-like. The transcript is spliced from 15 exons. Lineage: Eukaryota; Viridiplantae; Streptophyta; Magnoliopsida; Magnoliales; Magnoliaceae. Gene Ontology annotation, molecular function: L-alanine:2-oxoglutarate transaminase activity; pyridoxal phosphate binding. Gene Ontology annotation, biological process: biosynthetic process. Bases 113 to 1672 code for a protein of 519 amino acids. The record is from RefSeq and is a predicted model, not a curated record.
GACACCUCCCUCACUCUCUCUCUCUCUCUCUCAGCGUUUGAAACGCAAUUUCGUGCGCUUUGGAAAAACCUUUCACUGAUUAUCCCAGUCUUUUCCGAAUCGGAUCGCGAGGAUGCGGAGAUUCGCGGCGGACAGAGCGAGGAAGCUGAUUGGUUCCGUACAACGCUCUCUCUCCUUUUCUUCUGUUGUUGCCGAUUCUUCUUCUUCAGCUGCGUCUUCAAGGACACCUCCACCUGUUACGAUAGACACCAUCAAUCCAAAGGUUUUAAAAUGUGAGUAUGCUGUCCGUGGAGAGAUUGUUACCCAUGCCCAGCGUUUGCAAGAAGAAUUACAAGCGAAGUCAGGAUCUCAUCCCUUUGAUGAGAUACUCUACUGCAACAUUGGAAAUCCUCAAUCGCUUGGUCAGCAGCCAAUUACUUUUUUCCGAGAGGUUCUUGCAUUGUGUGACCAUCCAUCCAUCUUGGACAGAGAUGAAACUCAUGCCUUGUUCAGUGCGGAUGCUGUGGCAAGAGCUUGGCAAAUUCUAGACCAAAUUCCUGGUAGGGCUACAGGUGCAUAUAGUCACAGUCAGGGAAUCAAAGGUUUACGUGAUACAAUCGCAGCUGGUAUUGCCGAUCGUGAUGGAUUUCCUGCCAAAGCAGAUGACAUUUUCUUAACUGAUGGAGCGAGCCCCGCAGUGCAUAUGAUGAUGCAGCUACUACUUAGGUCUGAGAAUGACGGCAUUCUUUGUCCAAUUCCUCAGUACCCUCUAUACUCUGCCUCAAUUGCCCUUCAUGGUGGAACUCUUGUCCCAUACUAUCUUGAUGAAGCAACAGGCUGGGGAUUAGAGGUUUCCGAGGUUAAGAAACAAGUGGAAGAAGCUCGAUCCAAUGGCAUAGUGGUCAGGGCAAUAGUGGUAAUAAAUCCUGGCAACCCGACUGGGCAGGUUCUUGCAGAGGACAACCAGCGUGAAAUUGUGGAAUUCUGCAUUAAGGAAGGCUUGGUUCUUCUUGCGGACGAGGUAUACCAGGAAAACAUAUACGUUGAUGACAAGAAGUUCAACUCAUUCAAGAAGAUUUCCAGGUCAAUGGGAUAUGGCGAGGAGGAUAUUACUUUAGUUUCAUAUCAGUCAGUUUCUAAAGGGUAUUAUGGAGAGUGUGGGAAAAGAGGAGGUUACAUGGAGGUUACUGGUUUCAGUGCCGAUGUAAGGGAGCAGAUUUACAAGGUAGCAUCUGUGAAUCUUUGUUCGAAUAUCUCUGGUCAGAUUCUUGCGAGUCUCGUCAUGAAUCCGCCCAAGGCUGGAGACGAAUCCUUUGACUCUUUUUCUGCUGAGAAAGACGGGAUUCUCUCAUCUCUAGCAAGGCGUGCAAAGACAUUGGAAGAUGCAUUCAACAGUUUGGAAGGCGUCACAUGCAACAAGGCCGAGGGAGCAAUGUAUCUCUUCCCUUGCCUUCACCUCCCCAGGAAAGCAAUUGAAGCCGCAAAAGCCAUUAAAGCAGCCCCCGAUGCAUUCUAUGCUCACCGCCUUCUUGAUGCUACUGGAAUUGUUGUUGUCCCUGGAUCCGGCUUUGGGCAGGUUCCCGGCACGUGGCAUAUCCGGUGCACGAUUCUACCACAGGAGGAGAAGAUUCCAUCCAUUGUCUCCCAUCUGACGGCCUUCCACCAAGCAUUCAUGGAUGAGUUCCGCGACUGAAUUGUCAUCUCCAGGUUGGUGUUCACCUUAAAAAUACAAAUAAAAGGCGCCACCCAUCCAUGUUUUCCAUGUUAUGGAUGAGUGUAUUGCAUGCUGUGGCCCAUCCAUACUUUCGAUGCUUAUACUGCCACGCCAUGUUUAUAUAGCCCAUAUGAGAUCCUAAUCGUUGAGCUUAUUGACCGUUUUAUCCGUCUGCACUCUAUUCUACUUCGAUUGUAGGGGCCUGCCAAAAUCAAGUUAUUUCAGGCCAUUCCAACAGGGUAGAAGUUCAAAUUCUGGUGCUGUAAUAAUGUAACGGGUAGUCUCGUCCUCGUUAGAUGAGAUAUUUGAGACA